AUGAUGGCUGAAGAUGGCAGGGGCCGCUGCGCAGGAGAUGAAAGUUUCGACAUGGCAAAUGACGCCUUUGCCGACGCAGGACACGGCGCGAAUGCUAGCAGUUUGCACCAGCGCUCGCCCGCUGUCAUUUCACUGUUGUCUGGAAGGACUGGCGGUGAGCUGGAAUAUUUCCUGCGGGUCUUUUGGGUGCCGGCGGCGGUUUUCGCAACGGCAGAGAUGUUGACGUUCCUGGUGAGACGAGCCAGCUUCUUUGUGGUAUUGACUGACAAUGCUUUUGAAGUCGGUCCGACCUACAGCAAAGUUGUAGAGGUCCACGUCUGGGCCAGCAUCGUGAUGUGGUGUUUGGCAGCGGUGCAAAUCUUGGGCGAACAGCUGCGUCGACGGCGUGACCUUGCCUGGAUCCAUCGCCUUGCGGGCAAGGUCAUGCUCUUGCUGUUCUUCUUUGUGGUGCUGCCCACAAGCCUGUACCUUUCUGCGCUGCAGCGUAUCGAUAUUCUGGCUCCAGCUGUUGCAGCUGUGCUCCUUGACACGGCCUUCUGCACGACCUUUUUCCUGUAUCGGGGCUGGAGAGUGGUGCGGCGCCGCGCCUCGUCGAAAUCGUUGAUGGUGCAUGGGAAGCUGAUGCAGUGCGGCACCAUGAUGAGCAUGGCCAUCCUACCUCAGCGUUUCCUGCAACUGUACUUGACGAUGCAGUUGAAGAACCGCCAUCAGGCCAACUACUCCAUCUCGAUCCUGGUGACAUCGAUUCUUUUCUUUGUCUUCGGACAUUUCCAGGAGGGGCCGAGAGGGUUCAUUUGGAUGAACUGCAUCGGAAUGGACAAUGCGGAGGAGGCGUUCGGCAGUCGCCAUGCCUCUGCAGUCGAGCGCUGGAGCUGGAAGCUCCGCUGGCUCGCCUACGUGCCCAUCUACUACGCCAUGCGGUUCGCACUCCAGUAG
Symbiodinium natans is the source of this 936-nucleotide messenger RNA. The record is from the annotation of a GenBank genome assembly. NCBI's taxonomy places the organism in Eukaryota, Dinophyceae, Suessiales, Symbiodiniaceae.